Messenger RNA from Closterium sp. Naga37s-1, 1467 nucleotides. NCBI's taxonomy places the organism in Eukaryota, Viridiplantae, Streptophyta, Zygnematophyceae, Desmidiales, Closteriaceae. The record is from the annotation of a GenBank genome assembly.
AUGCCCAUCUCCUUCCCAUGGUAUUCCCUUCAUGCCCAUCUCCUUCUCAUCUUAUGCCCUUCAUGCCCAUCUCCUUCCCAUCUUAUGCCCUUCAUCCCAUCUCCUUCCCAUCUUAUGCCCUUCAUGCCCAUCUCCUUCUCAUCUUAUGCCCUUCAUGCCCAUCUCCUUCCCAUCUUAUGCCCUUCAUGCCCAUCUCCUUCCCAUCUUAUGCCCUUCAUGCCCAUCUCCUUCCCAUCUUAUGCCCUUCAUGCCCAUCUCCUUCCCAUAUUAUGCCCUUCAUGCCCAUCUCCUUCCCAUCUUAUGCCCUUCAUGCCCAUCUCCUUCCCAUCUUAUGCCCUUCAUGCCCAUCUCCUUCCCAUCUUAUGCCCUUCAUGCCCAUCUCUUUCCCCUCUUAUGCCCUUCAUGCCCAUCUCCUUCUCGUCUCAUGCCCUUCAUUCCAAUCUCAUUCCUGUGCGAAUGUACGAGAAACUGGGUGCACCACUCCUGGGCAUCCCACUUGAUCAGAUUCGCUUGCUCCCCACUUCCGAGAACGACCUGUUUCACGCUGAUGUGGUAAACGGACAUGCAUGCAUGGAUGUUGAUGUGGUGUACCAGGUGGGACAUGCAUGCAUGGAUGUUGAUGUGGUGUACCAGGUGGGACAUGCAUGCAUGGAUGUUGAUGUGGUGUACCAGGUGGGACAUGCAUGCAUGGAUGUUGAUGUGGUGUACCAGGUGGGACAUGCAUGCAUGGAUGUUGAUGUGGUGUACCAGGUGGGACAUGCAUGCAUGGAUGUUGAUGUGGUGUACCAGAACUGCCAAUAUCCCAGCCGCUCUCUCUGGCAGUCGCUGCGGCGCCGCCAUCUGCUGCACCCCUCCGGCAUCCCUCUCUUCAACCCCGACUGGACCUACAGCAGCCACCGCCCUCUCUCCCCCGCCGAGGCUUGCUCCUUCCCCUCCGACUGGGUGGUCGUGCUGGCGAAACGGCCGAAAGGGAGGAAUCGGGCCAUGCUGAUUUUUUUGGAGGUGGAGGAGGAGGUGGUGAGGCGGUUUGGUCGUGAAAGGGUGGUGGUGUUUGAUGGGUCAAUACCGUUUCUGGAAGCACAUGUUGCUUUCCACACAGCACAUGUUGCUUUCCACACAGCACAUGUUGCUUUCCACACAGCACAUGUUGCUUUCCACACAGCACAUGUUGCUUUCCACACAGCACAUGUUGCUUUCCACAGAGCACAUGUUGCUUUCCACAGAGCCCAUGUUGCUUUCCACAGAGCACAUGUUGCUUUCUACACAGCACAUGUUGCUUUCCACACAGCACAUGUUGCUUUCCACACAGCACAUGUUGCUAUCCACACAGCACAUGUUGCUUUCCACACAGCACAUGUUGCUUUCCACACAGCACAUGUUGCUUUCCACACAGCACAUGUUGCUUUCCACACAGCACAUGUUGCUUUCCAUACCUUGGAUUCUCUAUGCGGUAAUCUCUUUGUGUAG